Molecule: messenger RNA, 975 nt
Organism: Penicillium expansum
Lineage: Eukaryota; Fungi; Ascomycota; Eurotiomycetes; Eurotiales; Aspergillaceae
Product: putative L-serine dehydratase
Exons: 2
Coding region: 1-975 (324 amino acids)
Biological process (GO): L-threonine catabolic process; L-serine catabolic process
Molecular function (GO): L-serine ammonia-lyase activity; threonine deaminase activity
Source: RefSeq, a predicted model, not a curated record
AUGGGCCAUGUCGAUUCAAAACAAUUGAGAAAACCCUGGAUUAAAACACCUUUGAUCGAGUUGGCAACACUCUCAAAGGCUGCCGGAUGCUCCUCGGGAGGCAAUGCAGGGCUCGCAGCAGUGAUAGCCGCUCGGGAUCUCGGUUGUUCCUGUACCGUUGUUGUGCCCCUUAGUGCGAAGCCCGCGAUGAUCGAAAAGAUACGCGCUGCAGGGGCUUCGGAUGUUAUCCGCCACGGCGCUAGUUGGUUCGAAUGUGACGCGUAUCUGCGUGCAAAUUUCAUCGAAAACGAAGACAACAAGUCAGAUUCCUCGGCCAGGAACAUUUAUGUCCCACCGUUCGAUCACCAUGAGAUCUGGCGAGGUGCGGGGACUCUGGUCGAUGAGAUGAUUGAGCAGUUACCUCCAAGGCACAACAUGCCCGGCAGAACCGAUACCUCUUCUUCAUUCCCGGCAGAUGCAAUCGUUUGCAGCGUUGGUGGUGGUGGUCUUUUGAACGGAAUUAUUGAAGGCCUUGAGAGGCACUUGCCAGCCUAUCAACCGACAACUCUUUCCCAAAAAGUUCGAAUUCUCGCUGUUGAAACAGCUGGGGCUGAUUCGCUGGCGCACUCGCUGCGUAAGGGCUACUUGGAUCCUCUGCCUGCAAUUACAUCGCAAGCAAUCACCCUAGGGGCACUAUCCGUGGCACAGCAGACGUUGAAAAACGUGCAAUCUCCUCCACCUGGUAUCGAAGUUACUAGUAUCGUGGGGACCGACGCUGAUGCUGCGAUGGGAGUUGUGCGCCUGUGCGAUGAGCUGCGAUUGGAGGUUGAGCUAGCUUGCGGGAUAAGUGUUCAAGUCGGGUUGAAUAGACUGAGGGAAGUCAUGACAGACCUAACACCGGAUAGUCGAGUUGUAAUCAUUGUUUGCGGAGGAAACGAUGUUACUCCUGAAAUAAUCACAGAUUACCGCCAGAAGCUUGAGAAUGGAUGGAAAUGA